AUGGAGAGCCGGAGCGCCGCGAGGCUCGUCCAGGCGGCCGACGACGAGGUGCACUUUGCGCCGCCGGCCGGGUUCGCCUUCGCCACGCCGGCGCGGCAGGAGCCUUGGGCACGGGGCGGCGUGGCGAUCGGGAAGUUGACCACCCACGUCGUGAGCACGUCGCCCGGGGGCUCGCCUGCGGUGGUAGAAGGCCACAUGUCGGACGGCCGGCGCUUCGUAGUGGAGGAGCCCCCAGAGCUCGCGGCGUCGGAGUCGCCAGGGCUGCGUGAGGCCGUGCGAGGGGCCGGAGAGGACUGCUCGGAGAGGGCCCACCCCGGCGUCGCCGCCUGGGUGGAGCCCACGGACCACCUGGGCCGCCUGGGCUACGCCGUGGACGCACGCGCCUACGCGGAGAUCGCCUGGCCGCCUCAGUCCACCGGGGCCGCCGCACCACAGGACUCCCUGGACAGAUUCCACACCGGCCUGCCGGCCUGGGUCCAGUCCUCCCUGGACACGCUCGUGUAUGCGGAGCCCGCCUGGCCGCCGGAGGCCGCAGACGCCGCCGCACCACAGGACAGCGUCAGCGAGCCCACGUUCAGCCCCGUCGCCACGAGGCUCGGCUUGCACGAGGACAGCGUCAGCGAGCCCACGUUCAGCCCCGUCGCCACGAGGCUCGGCUUGCACGAGGCACUCCGCGGGUCGGGGCCUGCCGCGAACUUGCCGUGCAGCAGUGCGUGA
Prorocentrum cordatum is the source of this 717-nucleotide messenger RNA. NCBI's taxonomy places the organism in Eukaryota, Dinophyceae, Prorocentrales, Prorocentraceae. The record is from the annotation of a GenBank genome assembly.